Molecule: messenger RNA, 1447 nt
Organism: Telopea speciosissima
Lineage: Eukaryota; Viridiplantae; Streptophyta; Magnoliopsida; Proteales; Proteaceae
Product: multiple organellar RNA editing factor 8, chloroplastic/mitochondrial-like
Exons: 5
Coding region: 45-1214 (389 amino acids)
Biological process (GO): mitochondrial mRNA modification; cytidine to uridine editing
Cellular component (GO): mitochondrion
Source: RefSeq, a predicted model, not a curated record
UUUGCUCUCGCAAGUCUGAGUUAGGGUUUUGCGGAUAAGAGAACAUGGCGGUCGCGUUCUUGGGUCGGUCUUUCAUCACCAAACCAUCUGUAGCAGUGAUUUUCUCUCGCUCUUUCACAUCAGCUUUUAUUUCUGUUCCUGGUUCUGCUUUCACUUCUCGUUAUUCGUCACCUCUUCUUCGACUCCGGCCUCUCGUCGCCCUCACACAGUUUAAUCGGAUAUCACCGGCACCAUUUGGUCUGAGAUGCUUUGCGACGCGUCAGACGUCAUCGUCUCUCAACGAUCCCAAUCCCAACUGGUCCAAUCGGCCACCGAAGGAGACGAUACUUCUCGAUGGCUGCGAUUUCGAGCACUGGCUCAUUGUCAUGGAGAAACCUGAAGGAGACCCCACAAGAGACGAAAUUAUUGAUAGCUACAUCAAGACCCUCGCUAUGGUGGUUGGGAGUGAGGAAGAAGCGAGAAUGAAAAUUUACUCUGUCUCAACACGAUGCUACUUUGCUUUUGGAGCUCUUAUUUCUGAGGAACUCUCCUACAAGAUGAAGGAGCUGCCCAGGGUGCGGUGGGUUCUUCCUGACUCUUACUUGGAUGUCAGGAAUAAAGAUUAUGGAGGUGAACCUUUUAUUAAUGGGCAAGCAGUUCCAUAUGAUCCUAAAUAUCAUGAGGAAUGGGUGAGGAACAAUGCACGGGCAAAUGAGAGGUCCAGGCGCAAUGACAGACCUCGAAACUUUGACCGGUCAAGGAACUUUGAAAGAAGAAGAGAAAAUAUGCAGAACCGUGAUUUCCAGGGAGGGCCUCCACCCAACAUGGGAGGGCCCCCACCCAACAUGGGUGGACCGCCACGAAACCCAAUGCCCAACAUGGGUGGACCGCCGCGUAACCCAAUGCCUAAUAUGGGAGGAGCACCGCCUAACCCAAUGCCUAAUAUGGGAGGAAUGCCAAAUGUGCAGAACCAGAUGACUAAUAGAGAUGCUGGACCAGGUGCAGGGUUUCCAAAUGUGCCUAAUAGAGAAAUGGGCGGCAUGCCACCAAGAGAUUUUCAAAACAGGGAUGCAGCUAACAGUGGAGCCAUGCCCUAUCAGAGCAGGGAUAUGCCUACUGGUUCCAUGCAAAACAGAGAUAACCAGAGCAGCUACGUACCUAACAGGGACAUGGGGAACAUGCCUAGUGGAAAUCAUUACCAGGUAAGAGAUAUUCCUGGUAGAGACUAUCAAUGAGGUUGAAUUGUAGAUAAGUGAGGUAAGCUUCGAGUGGCAGAUCUAUCUUGAAUUUUUGGAACUAAUUGUUAAUGUGCAAAUAUGGAUAAGAACGGUCAGUAGUCCAUGAAUAUUAAUGUAAUUUGAGGGAUAAGAAUUAAUUUUUUCUUUCCUUAGCCAGUAAUUUGUAGACUACUGGGUACCAUUGAUAUCUGCAAUUUGGUUAGAUCUCAAUCCUUUCAAAUGGUUACACU